This is a messenger RNA of Aureobasidium pullulans EXF-150, 314 nucleotides long. RefSeq lists its product as uncharacterized. The transcript has a single exon. The record is from RefSeq and is a predicted model, not a curated record. NCBI's taxonomy places the organism in Eukaryota, Fungi, Ascomycota, Dothideomycetes, Dothideales, Saccotheciaceae. Bases 11 to 208 code for a protein of 65 amino acids.
GUUCGUAGAAAUGCACAAUGUUUUCGACAUAUCUCUAGUCGUCCGUAGAGAGGCGCUAACUACCACGCUCUCAAUGGAGGCUACCUCUGGAAAUGUUGAAAUCGUGCAAUUCUACAGCUAUACGCGUGACGAAGUUUGGCACACGGGGGACAGAAACAUUUCACGGCCUUAUCAAGGUGAUUGCGACCGCCGGCUCAUGAUGGCUUGAGCCACACACCCUGAACACCUGAACACCUAAAACCACCGGUAGUUCCAUGCCCACCCGGAUGCCAUUUAAGACACGGCAUUCGAAAUUUCUUUUGCCAGACUUUGUG